AUGGAGAUUCAAAGCCCUUUUCAAAUUAGCUGGGAUAAAACCAAUGCGCAAACAUUAUCGGAAUAUCUGUUCUCAAAAAUUCCGUCGCAUGGAAGCAAUCUUGCAAUGAUUGAUGUUGACACUGGAAAACAAUGGAGGUACUCCGAAAUAAAGAAUUGGUCUGAAAUGUGUGCAACUCGUUUAAGAGAGCUUCAAGUAAACCCUUCCAGUAGAGUGGCUGUAAUUACUGGAACCACUGGCCAAGCUAUUUUUGUCCAUUUGGCCUGCUCUAUUAUUGGAUGUUCAGCGGUUGCUGUAAAUGGACAUAGCACAGUAGACGAAAUUUGGACAUUGGUUGAUCUUUCCGAAUCAACUCAUCUUAUUGUAGAAUCUCAGUUCAUACAAAAGGCUGACGAUGUUCGUAGAAAAGCACAAAUGCGUGGUGGCGGUAGAAUCAAGCAUGUUCGACAAAUUGAAGAUGUAUUGACUGCUGAAAAAAUUUGUUUAGAUAGUGGACGAAAAAAAUCAAUUGAUAUUAAACCCAAACCUCCUUUGGUUAAAGAGCCGUCAUCAGCUAAACUGAAUAUUGGGGCAUUGCCGGAAGACCAUGUUGCCGAACUCACUUCUCCAGUAUCUGAAACUUCUGUAGUUUCCAAAAAUAAUGAAUGCAAUGGUGAUGUUGAAGGAUCAGUUCAUGAUAGUGAAGAAGCUCAAACUCCAUCACAUACAAGUCCCGCAGCCAAUCCGAUGUUGAUCUUGUUUACAAGUGGAACCACUGGAUUAGCAAAGGCCGCCGAGCUGUCACAUCGAUCAAUCAUAAUCAAUAUUCAACAACUGAGUCUGCCCCUUUAUGGUCCAGUACAGCCAAAAGAGAAAUUCUUUUUAUCCCUCUCAAUCGCUCAUAUUUUCGGCGUGUUGUCGGCUUAUUACUCGCUCGUAAAUGGUGCUACUUUGUAUCUGCUAUCGAAGCAUUCGAAUCGACUUUUUAUGGACACCCUCGUUAAUAAUCAAAUAAACGUGAUUCAUAUCAACCCGGCGACAAUUCAUUGGAUGGCUACCGACCCGAUAGUUGAUGAGUACAAAGUACCGCACCUUAGAAGUGUCGUUUGCGCAGGUGCUCCAAUUGACUCCAAUUUGGCUACAGUCGUGAAAAAUAAGCUUAAUAUUAAAGAUCUCAGACAAUGUUUUGGUAUGACUGAGCUAGGAGGAAUUGCAGCAAUGGCUCCAUAUAUGGACGACAAAAUCGAAUCGGUGGGAAGCCCUUUACCGGGAAUGCUGUUCAAGAUUAUAAAUUGGGAGACAAAACAGCAUUGUGCUCCUCGACAGCCUGGCCAAUUAGUUAUUAUGGGACCGCAAGUUAUCCCAGCGUACUACAAGAAUCCAAAAGCAACGACUGAGCUAUUCGAUGCUUCCGGGUUUGUGAGAACUGGAGAUGCCGGUUUCUACGAUGAGGUUGGCCGGAUUUACGUUUUGGAUCGCAUCAAAGACAUUAUAAAGUGUAAAGGAACUAUGAUUUGUCCGUCGGAAGUCGAGCUAGUGUUGAGAGCUUAUGCUGGGAUUGAUGAUUGUGCUGUUGUGGGUAGACAAGAUCAUGUCACCGGAGAAGUUCCCGCAGCAUUUGUGGUUAAAAAUGCGAAUCAUCCACUUCUUGCAUCAGCAGAAGUUCGGCAGUAUGUGUCUGGAAAAAUCGCGACGUUCAAAGAACUUCGCGGUGGUGUAUUUUUCAUUUCGGAAAUUCCACGAAGUUCAUGCGGCAAAAUUCUUCGCCGCAGCUUGCGUGGAUUCUGGGAUCGCGAGCGCACAAACUCCAAGGUGGAAUCUCUUGCGAGCAAAGAUGGCUCCAAAUCGGCGACGACUGGCACGAAAACCACGCCUGUGAAAAAAAUUAAUGGAACGGCGAGAAGGCCACCGUCGACCGGACGAACUGCGAGAAAAUAA
Messenger RNA from Caenorhabditis bovis, 1917 nucleotides. The record is from the annotation of a GenBank genome assembly. NCBI's taxonomy places the organism in Eukaryota, Metazoa, Nematoda, Chromadorea, Rhabditida, Rhabditidae.